Messenger RNA from Aspergillus tanneri, 2067 nucleotides. Its product is annotated as fungal specific transcription factor domain-containing protein. The record is from RefSeq and is a predicted model, not a curated record. Gene Ontology annotation, biological process: positive regulation of transcription by RNA polymerase II. Gene Ontology annotation, molecular function: transcription cis-regulatory region binding; DNA-binding transcription factor activity. Gene Ontology annotation, cellular component: nucleus. The transcript has 6 exons. Bases 1 to 2067 code for a protein of 688 amino acids. Lineage: Eukaryota; Fungi; Ascomycota; Eurotiomycetes; Eurotiales; Aspergillaceae.
AUGACGAUUGUUAGUUUGGUGAAGCCAACGCGACGGGGCAGCUCAUUGAGGAAGCGUUCCCUCUGGCUCCCCAUAAUCGCCCCUAAAGAGGAUGCUACGAAUUCUGGUCUCAACCUUCCGGUGGCCACCAGAACUAAAACUACACGGUCCCGUGUGCGGUUUCCGCCACGGUCUCGAACCGGCUGCUGGUAUGUCUUCCUGCCUCAAGAUGCUGCAAUCCAAUGUACCCGCUUGGGCCACACCUGUGACUAUCGACCCCGUUUGUGCUUUCGCGAUGAUACCCGUCGAAUCAUGGAACGAAUGUCCGAUGUCAUUAUAACGGGGAACAUGAUAUGGGAUCGUGGGUGGUCCUCUGACGUAUCGAAGACACCCAAAAGCCCCAUCACAAACUUGUGUCAUAAUCUGCCCUCCUUUGUGAUGCUCACGUCGGAUGAAGAUCGGGAAAAGAAAGCAGAAGCCUCUAUCCCUGGCACCUAUCAUGUUAUUGUCAUCCCGGAGAGCUUCGCUCACCUUCCAGAGUACACCGAGUGCACUCCAGAGAAGGAUGGGAGAGAUCUUGUGGCCAGUCCGCUCUUGAUCACCAGCGGAGGAGAUCAAGACAGAGACGGUCUCCUCGAGGACGAUCCGAACGUAGUGAUCCUAAAGGGGUUUGGGGACUCGCGAAGAUAUUCUAUCAACCGUAAGAGUACCGGGCCGUCACUGAAAGCUGAUUUGCAGAGUCCUUCCAUUGAUGUACCUUCAGCCCCACCCACCAUUGCGCACGGAAAUAGUAGAGAGCACAUGCCUGAGCUAGUGGGACAUGAUAAUAUAUUGCUCGAGCAUUUCCGCGACGUGGUAGUAGUACAACUGAUUCCCGAGAUGAGCAUGGGUGGCUGCCCAAAUGGCAGUUCUAUGUUAAGCAGUGAGAUCUUUGAACAGAAGGCAGCUAGGCUUCCUCGCCUAUAUCAUGCGAUACUGGCUUUAUCCGCCCUCAGUUUGUCUCGGCAAGGCAGUGGUCUCAAUAUGGAUGCGUUGCAGUACUAUCACCGUGCCUUGGCUUCCUUGGAGGAGGAGGUUCCUGGGGAUGAAGAUCUCCUGUCAGACGGAGUUUUGCUAACACACUUUUUGCUACUUGUAUAUGAGAUUUCAGCAGCACAACUUGACGAUUCAAACCUACGACCGUACCACACCUCCCAAUUGCUUCACAUCGCGCACCGAAGGCAAUCUGCCUAUGGAGCGGAAAGAUACCCUUUCCUCCUGUGGUGGGUUUGCUACAUUGAUUUGUACGCCCUUCUGAGGGGGGUGGGAACCGGGGAAUUUGUCAAGGCAGCCAUAGAAAGCCGUUGGCUCCCCUCCGUGGAAUCCCUGCUUGCCCCUGAUGGACUCGAAACCUCGAGUCCGGUUCAUCCUGAGGAGCGUAGCAAUCUACUUUUGCUUUUGGAGCGCUUACACCAUGACACUUUAGCACUAGCCCUCCGAAUUGGCCUCCUGGUGUUGGAAGCGAGAAAAAGUCUGUUGUCGUAUCCCGGCACCCAAGUUGGUAUGUGGCAAAACGCUGAGGAGUUGCGCGAAGAACUCCAAAGGCUCUGGGGUUCCCCGGAGGCACACUUCUUAAUACAGAACCAGUCCGUUCUUCCGAAACGGCCACGAAAUCUACUGCAACAGAGCCAGGUACUCUUUCAUACGACACUCCUCCUGUCCUACAUCAGCCUCUGGCCUGGGCAACGCACGGGACGGGAAACCUCAUCCACGGACGGGGACGGGGAGGCUCAGUACCAAGCCAGCGUCAUACUUCACCUGGCUGAGGACAUGAUCCUGCCAGCCCACGAAAGUGGCCGGCAUGUUAUCAUCUUCCCCAUCUUCCUGGCUGGGACGGUCGCGAGAUCUAGUGGGCUCAAAAUCCGGGCAUGGGAGCUGCUCUCGAGCCUGGAAGAAGAAGAAAUGGGGUAUCAUGCGUCGUCGACCUGCCACCAGUUGCAGCUGGUGUAUGAGCAGCAGAUGCAGCAGACCUGGGACGGCAGCGAAACUCCAUGGAUUGACUGUGUUGAAUUGCUGGGGGAACGAGGAAGCCACUGCUCUCUGGCCUGA